Pseudomyrmex gracilis is the source of this 2162-nucleotide messenger RNA. RefSeq lists its product as uncharacterized. Gene Ontology annotation, cellular component: chitin-based extracellular matrix. The transcript is spliced from 6 exons. The coding region runs from base 86 to 661 and encodes 191 amino acids. Lineage: Eukaryota; Metazoa; Arthropoda; Insecta; Hymenoptera; Formicidae. The record is from RefSeq and is a predicted model, not a curated record. Gene Ontology annotation, molecular function: structural constituent of chitin-based larval cuticle.
CCACAUCGAGAGUCAUCCUUUCAGUAAGCGACAAUACGCUCGUGUGAAUAUAUCGACGAAAUAAUCCGGACUUCCUACUCACGUAAUGAGACGCAUAAUCAUCAUCGGCGUUUUGAUUAAUAUUUGUCUGGGAGAUGUAUCGCACAUUCUACCUGAGUACUCAACGACGACACCGUCACCAUCACCUCCGAGACCGUACAACUUCCAGUACAAGGCUGGACGAUAUGCUGGACAUAUCGACCGUGUUCAUCAAGAAGCCGGAGAUGGAACUGGAAUUAUUCACGGAGUCUAUUCGUACGUCGACCCAAAGUACAAAGUGCGAACGGUAGAAUACACGGCCGAUAAGAACGGAUUUCAUCCCGCUUUGAUCAAUUUCGAGGACACUUUCGCUCAACCUGUCGACUCGGAAGCCGUAAGGCUCGCCAAGGAAAGGCACUUUCGUCUUUACCACAGAAUUGCGGAAGCUAACGCUCACAACGUUCCAGCAAAUCUUCCCCGGGACUCAGCGAGCGUGGCGCAAGCGAAGGACAGACACAAUGAGCUUUACCACAGAAUCGCGGAACAACACGCGGCGAUCGCCGCACAGAGAGAAGCCGAACGACUGGCUUACGAGGCAACUUCCGUUGCUAAUGACGUGGAUGAUCAUCAUCGACAACGUUAGAACGCAAUUAUUUCCGCACGUGUUGGCAUGACGACCAUCAUAUCGCAUCACACGUGUGACUUUAAAACGACAUUUACUCGUCACGGUUUUCUUAUCAAGUGUUGUCAUUCGAGCGAUGCAAUAUCGCUUGUUCGGCUACAUAAAGGAUUUGUUCGCUAGUCCACAAUAACAUGGGAAUGCGAUAUAUGAGAUAAUAACACAGCUGUGUGCUUUGAUUUUAUAAUCAAGUCUGACGCGCAUCUGAUAACAAAAUAUUUAAUAACUUACUUAAGAUGUUUUCCACAUUUGCAAAGUAAAGUAAUAUUAGAAAGUAACAUUAUUAAGUUCACGCAGUAAUAAAACAAUCUCAACAAAAAUUAUAAUACAAAAAGACACAAAAUUAAUUCUCACAAAUCUUUAUCUCUUAAUCUGUAUUGAAAACUUCGAGCAAUAUGAUUUUUCUUAAAAUAAAUACUUGCAAACUUUUAUGUGACUUUUCCUAUCAAUAUUUGACAUAAAUAAAUAAGUAUUUGCGUAUGAUUAUUGUAUCGUUACACAAAAUUAGAAUUAUAAUGAAACUGAAGGACUUAACACAAUAACCCCGAAAAUAGCGUAAAUUUAUAACUAGUAAAGUCGUUAUUUAAUAUUAAUAUAUAUCAUGUAUUCUUCUAUCUCAUAUUAUAAAAUCUGUUGAACAUUCAACUGAAUGUUCAUCUGAUAUAAUUUUAACGCAUUGUGUCGCUUUUUUGGAACUUGUUUCUCAUGCGAUUUACGUAAUUAUGAAGAGAAUCGAGUUGUCGUUGAUUUCUUUAAUGCCGGAAAUGUCGUCGCGCAAAUCAUUUUCGAUGAAAGAUAAAUAACACAAUUGCGUUGCAAUAAUAUAAAAACGGCUAUGGCACUGUACACGAGUUGUUAGUAGGAGCAUACGUUUUGACGAAAAAUGAAGCUCUUCGGCAAACUGUUCUGUUUCUUUCUCAUGUGCAUCAUGGCAAUGAUGUGCUUAACCGUCGGAAGUCAUCCUUCCGCUGAAGGACAACAUAAAUUGAGACAAUCACCAUCACUAGGAUCACCACCACAAGGACCACCACGAGGACCACCACCACAAGGACCACCACCGUCAGGGCCACCACCGUCAGGGUCACCACCGUCAGGGUCACCACCAGACUCAUCAUCAUCAAACUCUACAUCAGGAUCCUAUUCAUAGGCAGAACUUUACAAAAUAGAAAGCAAGCAGCAGGUGAAACAAAUAUUUUGCAGUUUUCCGGACGGAUAUAAAAAUUGCAAACGUCAUAGAAGAGAUGUAAAAUUGUUAUCUUUUGUGACCAACGGACUUCACUAUUGUCUGCAUAAAACAUUGUUAUGUAUUAGCAUUCAAGACACUUUGAUAAGACACGAGCAAAUUAAUAUUGUAAUUAAAAAUUUUAUAUUUGUUAUUGUUCGCGGUAUUAUCUAAUUUUAACGAUGUUGCUUAAAAAUAUGUACAUUAUAUAUCAAAUCCAAUAAAAACGCAGCAUACAAAAUG